AUGGAUGAUGCUGCCAUCCUCAAGCGACGAGGCUAUAUCAUGGGGAUAAAUUUGGGAGAGGGCUCAUACGCAAAAGUCAAAUCUGCUUACUCUGAGCGCCUAAAGUUCAACGUGGCGGUCAAGAUCAUCGACCGCAAGAAAGCCCCUGUGGACUUCUUGGAGAAAUUCCUUCCCCGGGAAAUUGAGGUCCUGACCAUGCUAAAUCACCGCUCCAUUGUCAAGACCUAUGAGAUCUUUGAGACAUCAGACGGCAAGGUCUAUAUUAUCAUGGAGCUUGGGGUCCAGGGUGACCUCCUUGAGUUCAUCAAAACCCGGGGAGCCCUGCAUGAAGACGAUGCUCGCAAGAAGUUCCACCAGCUCUCCUCGGCCAUCAAGUACUGCCACGACCUGGACAUUGUGCACCGAGACCUCAAGUGCGAGAACCUUCUCCUUGACAAGGACUUCAACAUCAAACUGUCUGACUUCGGCUUCUCCAAGCGCUGCCUGCGGGAUGACAGUGGCCGACUGACACUGAGCAGGACCUUCUGUGGGUCGGCAGCUUACGCAGCCCCUGAGGUCCUGCAGGGCAUCCCCUACCAACCCAAGAUCUAUGACAUCUGGAGCCUGGGUGUGAUCCUCUACAUCAUGGUCUGUGGCUCCAUGCCCUACGAUGACUCCAAUAUCAAGAAGAUGCUGCGCAUCCAGAAAGAGCACCGUGUCAACUUCCCUCGCUUCAAGAACCUAUCGAGUGAGUGCAAGGACCUCAUCUACCGCAUGCUACAGCCAGAUGUCAACCGGCGGCUGCACAUCGAUGAGAUCCUCAGCCACUGCUGGGUGCAGCCCAGGCCCCGGGGCCUGUUCUCUGCAGUCAUCAGCAAUGAGGGGGAGAGUUCCCGGGGCACUGAGCCCUCAUUCACCCCUGAGCCUGGUUCUGACAAGAAGUCUGUCACCAAGCUGGAGACUCAGGAGGAAGCCCAGCCUGAGGUGACGCCAGAGUCAAAACCUAAAGAGGAGAUUCCACAAGAGCAGGUGUCAGAUCAGUUGGAGACCAUGACCACGAGUCCUGCCCUCACAGAGGAGCAGCCGGACAGGGAGACAGUGGAAGGGGGCUCUCCGAAGCCUCCAGAGAUACACACCUAG
This is a messenger RNA of Molossus molossus (Pallas's mastiff bat), 1119 nucleotides long. Its product is annotated as testis-specific serine/threonine-protein kinase 1-like. The transcript has a single exon. Bases 1 to 1119 code for a protein of 372 amino acids. Gene Ontology annotation, biological process: intracellular signal transduction; microtubule cytoskeleton organization; protein phosphorylation. Gene Ontology annotation, cellular component: cytoplasm. Gene Ontology annotation, molecular function: ATP binding; tau-protein kinase activity; protein serine/threonine kinase activity. NCBI's taxonomy places the organism in Eukaryota, Metazoa, Chordata, Mammalia, Chiroptera, Molossidae. The record is from RefSeq and is a predicted model, not a curated record.